AUGAAUCAAAAAAUUCAAUGCAUGAGAGUACAAGUUAUCGAUAAGGAAGUGUGCAGAGACACAGACAACUCAAGACGGUUUCCACCAAAAAUACUAUUUUUCCAUCUUCUUAUUUAUUCAACUCUCCUGCAAAUGACGCUUCGAUUCGAACGAUUUAGGCACUUUCCGGAAAGUGGAAAAACUAUCACUUUGCUUCUCAGUGCUGUACUCGGACUAGUACUUUCCUUCACAGAUCUUCAUUAUCCUAAAGAAGCCAAGUUCUUCUGGAUCAGCUUUUGGAUUUCCUUUGCCUUUGAUGUUAUCACAAUCUUGAUCCUUUUAAAAGACUGGGAUGAAAAUGUUGAAUGGAUGAGAAAAGCACCGUAUUCGGUGUAUCAUUGUCUGGCCUCACUGCUCGUCAGCUUUUUCAUUUUUAUGUCCGGAAUCUUGUUCAUAACCAGUGAAUCGUAUUCUGGAGAUGGUGUUCUGUAUGUUGGAGCUUUCUUCUGUUUCCUGAUCUUCGGAGUUCGAAUCGCGUGUAUUUUCAAAUCAUUGCCACAACUGAGACAAGAUGUUCACUUUCCAGGUCGGCCAAGCAACGCUGACUACGAAAACAACGGCACUUCAAUUGCUUAGUUCCAAUAAUUUUAUUUAUGUUCUGUUCAAAAUUAAUAACUUGUAAAAUAAAUCAUUUGAAUCUG
Molecule: messenger RNA, 680 nt
Organism: Caenorhabditis elegans
Lineage: Eukaryota; Metazoa; Nematoda; Chromadorea; Rhabditida; Rhabditidae
Gene: C14A4.7
Product: MARVEL domain-containing protein
Exons: 6
Coding region: 1-615 (204 amino acids)
Source: RefSeq, marked reviewed